Molecule: messenger RNA, 1913 nt
Organism: Aspergillus vadensis CBS 113365
Lineage: Eukaryota; Fungi; Ascomycota; Eurotiomycetes; Eurotiales; Aspergillaceae
Exons: 5
Coding region: 24-1913 (629 amino acids)
Source: RefSeq, a predicted model, not a curated record
AUCAUUUAACUUCCUUUUUCACCAUGGCUGGUUCAAAAGCUGUCGCUCUUUUAUUCCUGUUGGUUAAUCUAACCACAGCCUCUGUUAUUCCACGUGCAGAGGCCUCAUCGUCAGCGGUUGCUGCCAGUGCGAGCGCGAGCGCUGAGGCUUCCUGCUGGCGAUACACACUCCCUACCACUCUCACGGAGGAUGAUAUCGAGCAAAAUGAAGAUGACACCACCUCGUCGACCAGACGGCGGGGCCUGAACUACUUUGAUCGCCGCGAUCAUACCAAGACUGAAAAGCUCGGUACCUGCGACUUGGGGCAGACGAUCUACAAGCCCAAAUACUUUCGUUCAAAGAAUAUCCAAACUAGCCAAAACAAAGUCAGCGGUUAUAGCUUCCUUGGGUACUUCAUUCCCAAGCUAGACACCUGCGACGCAGCUGUCACGUUCACGACAAUUGCCAAUGCAGCUGACGUUCCGCAAACAACGGCUGGGUACUGGGACGAUGUUAAGGCAAGUGCCCAACAAAAGUACCUCGAUCUGGGAGCCCAGAUCAACAAGAAUAACCAGGAGAUGCCACACAUCAAUGUGGAUCAUGUUUACGAGCUCCAAAUCCUUGAUGCCUUCUUGACGGCUAUGAUUGACGAGUACAAGUUCUGCGACAGUUUCAAAGAAUGGUUCCUCACGAUCGAUUCAACCUUCAAGAACAAGCAAGGAGUGAAUAAGCCCCGACUCCAGAAGCUCUACAGUUAUUUGCCUGGUGAGACGUAUCCGGACCUGGUGGCCAUGGACAGUCGUUUGAAUUCGUACAAGGCACCUAUGUUCGGAAGUGAAGAGUUGAGCGGCAUGGCUUCGGUCGACGGCACCGGAGACACCCGCCAGGGCAGCGCGCUGAGCAUUAUGAACACUCUGGCAGUGGUUGUCUCAAUGCUCCGCGACAACAGCGUCGCCACCUACUUCAAGAACGCCAACACCCGCAUGUAUAAAGCUUUCCUUGGGAUUGAUGACCUCAUGAGCCAACAGAAAUCCUGCAACCAAGACCUCGACCUCCCGCAACCCAAGAACGGCUGGGCCAGUGCGUACGAAAGCUGGAUGGAUAAGUUCCUGAGUACCCAGGCGGCGGCUGUCUCGACCCGCAUCUCAUCAGUUUCCGCACAAGUCACUAGCACCGAGGCUGCGGGGGCCAAGAACGUCUAUGGCAAGGCGCUGGAUGCGUUCAAUGAGAAGUACCCUACUGCAUCAUGGAAAUGGGACAACGGCAAGCUGCUGGACUGGAGCGCAACUGACGGCACUGCCUUUGCCAAGCGUGAUGCCUCGUCAGCGGCUGUCUGUACGCCCACGGCUACGCCGUCCUCCUCGGCAAUCAAGUCCCACUCUGCUUCUAGCAAGGCCACGCCGAGCCAGACUGGAACUGCAAACACGGCUUCGGAGACAGCUUCGCACACGGUCAAGUCUACUGUGACAUCGUCCUCGCAGAAGGCGACGAUCACGCCUGCGACAAGCACUUCCACCAAAGCAGAGACUACAACCAAGAGCAAGCACGGCUCUGGGUCUUCCGAGGCAGCACAGACUACCAAGUCUACUAGCAGCAAGCCGAAGGAUACCGACACCGCAACGACCAAGUCUAGCUCGUCGUCGGCCAAGGAUACCGCGACUAUCACCAGCACCAAGACCACAUCGACGGCUACUCCUGACUCGAAGGAUACGAGCACCAAGGAUACCUCGACUAAGGACACUUCGACUAAGGAUACCACAACUAGCACUUCGACUUCCACAAAGACCAAGGAAACUACCACCUCCACCAAGACUUCCACCACGACCAAGAGUACGAAGACGGCUACUAAGACUACUACCAAGUCUUCGAAGGAGACUGAGGAUUCCUCCUCUUCUUCUUCGUCUUGCAAGAAGAAGAAGUGCAAGAAGGGGUAA